AUGGACCCGGCAUUUUACAAGGACUUCAAAGUCUCUCGAGGACUUACUUACCAUUACUUCUACUCCCCGGCGGCGGCGGGGUACCCAACCCUCCUCUUCGUGCACGGCUUUCCUACCAGCUCGUUAGAGUGGCACAGGCAGGUGGAGUACUUCAGCCCCAAGGGCUAUGGUAUCCUUGCAGCAGACAACAUCGGCGCCGGCGGGACGUCCAAGCCAGAAGACCCAGAAUUUUUCCGCCUCGCCCUGAUCGCGCGGGACUUUGUCGACCUGCUUGACGCCGAGGGCCUCAACAAAGUUGUCGGGAUAGGACACGACUGGGGUUCCAUCAUCUUGUCGCGCAUGGCGAACCUGUUCGACGAGCGUUUCCACGCGUAUGCCUGGAACGCCGUAGGGUACUGGCCUCCGCAGCCGUCUCCGAUGGACAUCGACGCCCUCAUCGAACAAUUGAAGGAGCAGACCGGGGACCCGCGGUACGGCUACUGGAAGUUCUUCAAUUUGGACGACGCACAUGUGGUCUGUGACCAGAACAUCGACUCGUUCCUGCAACUUGUCUACCCUGAGCCCCCUGAGCUGUGGUUAGAAUGGCUCACCCCGGUGGGGAAGUGCCAGCAGUGGGUAGAGGAGAAUCGCACCACUGGAAUUCCUUCUUGGUUAACACAGGAUGAAUAUCAUACCCUGCGGGAGAUUGCUGCCAAAAGCGGUAUCAAGUCGUCGCUCAAUUUCUACAAAGCGGUGGUCAGAAACCUGAACGUCCCAGACGACGAGAAGAUCCCCCAGGAGGCCUGGAGGAUCAGCAAACCAGCGCUGUGCAUCCUUGCGCUUCGCGACGCUGCGGGCACGCCUCUGAUACAGAGGCCGCUUAUAGAUAAGUACCUCCCGCACGCGAAGGUGGUUGAGCUGAACGUCGGCCACCGGGUACAAUUCGAGGCGACCGAGCAGUUGAACAUGGAGUUGGGGAGCUGGAUCGAAGGGCUCGGUCUGCGAAGCUCUGCCUAA
Messenger RNA from Trametes versicolor FP-101664 SS1, 996 nucleotides. RefSeq names its product alpha/beta-hydrolase. Gene Ontology annotation, molecular function: hydrolase activity. The transcript has 5 exons. The record is from RefSeq and is a predicted model, not a curated record. NCBI's taxonomy places the organism in Eukaryota, Fungi, Basidiomycota, Agaricomycetes, Polyporales, Polyporaceae. Bases 1 to 996 code for a protein of 331 amino acids.